AAACCAUAUGCAAAGAGGCAGAUCAGCUUAAUAAUCCCAAAUAGCCAUUAGAGAGGCAGAAAAUUCAUAGCAUGGAUUCGGAUCUGAAGCAAGCAGCAUGCUUAGGCGAAAUAGAGUUCCUCCACAGAGCUUUUGCUACAAAAUGCACGGAUUACUUCUUAUCAUACUACUCUUCCCCAGACGGGGAUCAUGAAAUUAUGGGUAAUAUUUUUCACCUGGCAGCACGAAAAGUCAAAGUGGAAUUCAUGAGAGAAGCCAUGAAAAUACUCCCAAGUGAGCUUGUUCUACGACUGCUGUCUCAGCAGGAUGAAGACGAUUGGAAUCCCCUCCAUGUCGCGGCAUCAAUGAUAGAUUGUCUUGAAUCCGUGAGGCUCAUCCUUGGCUUCUAUAAAUCUGUUUCAGCCCAGUAUCAACAUCAUCCUCUUGGUAAAGCUAAGCCUUGGUUAGCUCUAAAUGAGGACAAGCGUACGCCAUUGCACUUAGCCUUGAGCACCACAGAGAAGACAGAGAAUGACGAGGAAUGUGCAUUAGAGAUUUUGUCGAUGGAUAAUCUUGAAUCGUUUUGCAACAUUGUUGAUGAAAGCGGGAAUAGCCCACUUUUCUUUGCCGUCAAAAAUGGGUUUGACAGAGUUGCUGAGAUGAUAUUGAUGUCUUCUUCAUCCUACAGUUUAAGUGGUGAAAACGGUUCAACUCCUCUUCAUUUUGCACCCAACUGUUCAGGAUGCUCAGACGGGGACGAUCAUUGGGCGUGGUACUGAAAGAGGUGGACUAUACUAUGUUGAUGAGGUGAUUCAAAAUAGUGGUGCAAUUCUUGCUCAUGGAUCUCCUGUUCACAAAUUGAGGACUUGGCAUCGCCGUUUAGGUCAUCCAUCCGUAGGUUAUUUAAAACGACUUUUUCCUUCACUGAAUAGUUGUAAUGCAUCUCUAGAUUGUGAAACUUGUAUCUUAGCUAAGAGUCACAAACAGUCCUAUGUUCCUAGCAAUACCCGUGCUCCAAAACCCUUUGAUGUAGUGCAUUCUGAUGUAUGGGGCCCAGCCCCACAUACUGAC
Amaranthus tricolor (Joseph's coat) is the source of this 1050-nucleotide messenger RNA. RefSeq lists its product as uncharacterized. Bases 72 to 758 code for a protein of 228 amino acids. The record is from RefSeq and is a predicted model, not a curated record. Gene Ontology annotation, molecular function: protein binding. Lineage: Eukaryota; Viridiplantae; Streptophyta; Magnoliopsida; Caryophyllales; Amaranthaceae. The transcript is spliced from 2 exons.